GAUAUUACUCUCCGAAAAAAGAAAAAUGCAGAUAACCAAGCCGCCUUCCGCCAGAGGCGAGCAAACUACAUAGCGACUCUAGAAGAGACAGUCACUAGUCUCGAGUCCGUCCUCCUCCAGCUUCAGGAUUCAUGUCGUGAAGCACGAUCCGAAGCUGGGUAUCUACGACAAGACAAU
Molecule: messenger RNA, 177 nt
Organism: Suillus subalutaceus
Lineage: Eukaryota; Fungi; Basidiomycota; Agaricomycetes; Boletales; Suillaceae
Exons: 3
Biological process (GO): regulation of DNA-templated transcription
Molecular function (GO): DNA-binding transcription factor activity
Source: RefSeq, a predicted model, not a curated record